AAGAGGGGUCCUGCCUCCGGAUCGGCUCCCUUGGCAUCCCUAGGUGAGACCCACUUUCCGGCCACCCUAAACCCCUUUAUAAAUAGCUUAUACCCACUGCCAUGUGCUUUCGAGCACGAACUCGAGCAUUAAGUGAUCGUGAUCAGUGCUCUUUGGAUCAACUCUUAAUAGUUAUCCACUUUGCCAUUAACCAGCCAAAAUCAUGACCGAGGGGGAGUUCCGGGAAUGGCUCCGGCACAUCGACCGGAACAAGGACAGCCGAAUAAGCAUGAAGGAGUUGGCGGCGGGAUUGAAAGAAGCUGGGUUCGGUUUCAAAUGGUGGAGGGCAUGGCGGGCGAUGAAGAACGUCGACAAGGACCGUAGCGGCUACAUCGACACCGACUCAGAGAUUCGGGCCCUGAUGGAGCAUGCGAUGAAGCACUGGGGCUUCGUGAUCAGCAAAGCGAAGGAGUUACAGGACGUAGAUGUCUUGAUUUCGGAUGUUGGAGGGAAGAUGUAGAAGUUAGUUUGCAGUAUUUUGGUUUUUCUGUCUUUGCUUUUUUGUCCUUUUCCUCCAUAUGUAUAAAUCAGUUCGCAGUAUGGUUUUUACACCUUUUUAAGUAGUAAAAACAAUGUUUAGUUUGUAGGAUGAUUUUUCUUCUUUUGUGUGCCCUCCAAUCCAUGUAAUAUAAAAGGACUUUUCUAAUGGAGAUGUGUACUUGUAA
Molecule: messenger RNA, 704 nt
Organism: Ananas comosus (pineapple)
Lineage: Eukaryota; Viridiplantae; Streptophyta; Magnoliopsida; Poales; Bromeliaceae
Exons: 1
Coding region: 203-499 (98 amino acids)
Molecular function (GO): calcium ion binding
Source: RefSeq, a predicted model, not a curated record